Molecule: messenger RNA, 283 nt
Organism: Bursaphelenchus xylophilus (pine wood nematode)
Lineage: Eukaryota; Metazoa; Nematoda; Chromadorea; Rhabditida; Aphelenchoididae
Source: the annotation of a GenBank genome assembly
AUGGCUGAGAAAGGAGAUGAUAUAACUUUGACUGAGGGAGUUAAAAAGACUCCAAUCAGUGGAAACGAAGAUCUCGGCGAAUUUGUAAGUAUAUUAUAUCAAUGGUGUAUACUGAUCUUAGGUUCACAACAUCCUGAAAACUACUCAAAAUCAGUUCGAGACCAUGUCAAAUAAGAUUAUUUCUCGUAUCGACGAUGUUUCCAGAAGAGUGGACGAUCUUGAAAAAAGUAUCACCGAACUCAUGAACCAAGCCGGGGUUCCGCCAGACGAAAAAUACGAAUAA